AUGGCAGCUGCAGCGACCCAUACCGCUCUUCCAGCCUCGCCUGACCCUUCCUCGCCCCCACCUCCGCCGCCUGUCGAGCACGCCUCGUCGACUGUCGAGCCGCACGGCGAUGCUGCGAGAGAGUCGACGCAUCUUGAGACUACCGCCGAGGCGACCUUGGGCGCAGGAGCGGGUCCAGCGGUCUCGCCUCCUCAUCCAGAGGGGACAGUGCAGGCGCUAGGAACGGGCGAGCAGGAGGACAAGGGCGGUGAAGCGCAGCAGGCUGUUCAGCAGGAGCUACUGGAAAGGCGAGCCGCAGCGCAGGGCCCGCUGAUUGUCGAGCCGGACCAGGAGGAUGGCUUCGGUGACCAGGCGGCGACGGUGACCACCAGCAGCAACAACAGCAGUCUUCUUCCGCCUCCGUCGCCCAAUCCCUACGGCGAGCCCACCCCGCCAUCCCGAACAGCCGAACUCCCCGUCUCCCCGCUUGCCGUCUCGACUUCUCUGCCUGAAUCUACCUCGACUCCCUCUCCAGAACUCGUCACGGCAGUCCCAGCGACUCCGACUUCUCCUCCCCAGCUUCAGCUCAAGACGCACCCCGCCGACCUCGUCUCGCUCUCGAACCCGGAUCCUCAUGGUCCGUCAGUCCCGUCGACGCCGAUCUCGCCCUCUGGAGGGGAUGCAGGGCACGGCGACGAGGCCGAGGAGAAUGCGCGAGGGAGUCUGCCAUCGUUCGAUGUGCAGCCGGCUGCGGUCGAUGACGCAAAGGACGGGAAGGAUGCGGGACCAAGUGUCGAAGAAUCGAGCCUGGAGAAGCGGGACAGCCGGUCUUACGGCGCGGUACGGAGUAUGGAUUACGGUCGGAUGAAUGGACACGCAGCCCAGCAGUCGGACGACUCCGAUACCGUCGAGGCACUCCACCCCGCCGCCCUCGCUCGAGGACCUUCGACCUCGUCUCCCCGCCAGUCUCCCGCUUCACAAUACACCGCCGGCACUCUCCCUCCUUUCUCCACCGAUGCCUCGCCAUCUCGCGCAGCCUACCACGGCCGUUCGCAGUCCAUCGCUGUUCCGCAAACAACCCCUCCGCCUCCCUCUUUCCGCGACCGUAACGUCGACCGCUCCCCCUCCGCCCGCAUUCCUCCUUCUCCUACUCCAGUAGAACGCGUUCGUGCCUUUUCGACGGCACCAAACGGCCUCGCAUCCGAUCCUGCGUCUUCCCUCUCGCGCGAAGCGAGUCAACGGACCCGAACAGGCUCGCAGCCUCCUUCUCGACAGCCCAGUAUCUCAACGAACGGUGGCGGCGGCGGCGGUUCCAUGUCCCGACGAGAAGGACGGGAUGGGAAGGGCAGGGAGAGGGAGAGGGAGAGGUCGGGAGACUUGGCGCCGCAGGGAUCGGUCAGUUCGAGGAGUAGGCGGACGCUCGGCGAGUGGCAGAUGACGAAGACGCUUGGGGCGGGAAGUAUGGGCAAGGUCAAGCUUGGAGUGAGCACCGUGACGGGAGAGAAGGUCGCAAUCAAGAUCAUCCCGCGCUUUACGUCGACGGCUGCAGCGCAGCGUCAAGCCGAGCAGGGUCAACAAGCUCAGCACGCCGCCGCUGUCGCACCGUCCGAUCCGCACGCCACGGCUGCGGCGAAGAAGUCGGAGCCGACAGGCUCGUUUCUGCAGAAGGCGGCGGCGAAGGAUGCGAGCAAGGAGGUCAGGACGGUCCGGGAAGGCAGCUUGUGCCUGCUCUUGCAUCACCCGUACAUUUGCGGGAUGCGCGAGAUGCUCGUCUACCCUCAUCACUACUACUUUGUUCAGGAGUACAUCAACGGCGGUCAGAUGCUCGACUACAUCAUCUCGCACGGCCGCCUACGGGAACGGAGCGCCCGCAAGUUUGCUCGGCAGAUCGGCAGCGCGCUCGAGUACUGCCACGCCAACUCGAUCGUCCAUCGCGACCUCAAGAUCGAGAACAUCCUCAUUUCGAAGACGGGCAACAUCAAGAUCAUCGACUUCGGCCUUUCCAACCUCUACUCGCCCAUCUCGCACCUCUCGACCUUCUGCGGCUCGCUCUACUUCGCCGCGCCCGAGCUGCUCAACGCGAAACCGUACACAGGCCCCGAAGUCGACGUCUGGUCGUUCGGCAUCGUUCUCUACGUCCUCGUCUGUGGCAAGGUCCCGUUCGACGACCAGAGUAUGCCAGCUCUGCAUGCGAAAAUCAAGCGCGGCCAGGUCGAAUACCCGACUUGGCUCAGUUCCGAGUGCAAGCAUCUCCUUUCCCGCAUGCUCGUCACCGUCCCCGCCCAGCGCGCGACAUUGACGGAAGUCCUCAACCACCCCUGGAUCCUCAAGGGCUUCACUUCGCCGCCCGACCCUCACAUUCCUGCACGAGCGCCUCUUCGCUUCGGUGAGCUCGACGAGGAAGUCAUCCGCGGCAUGACGGGCUUCGAGUUCGGCACGGAGGAGCAGAUUGCGGCCAAGCUGGGCGAUGUGAUCCAAAGUGACCUCUACCGGCAGGCCGUGCGGAACUGGGAGGCGCGAAGGAGCACGUUCGGGACCGGAGGAGGCGAUGCGAGCGACAGCGACAAGGACCGGCCGGCGAUGCGUGUUGACGGGAAGGACAUGAAGCGGGCGUCGACGAAGCGGUUUUCGGGUCUCGGGUUCUACGGCAAGAAGCUGGCAGGCGGGUUCAAUGCUGCGUUCGCUGGCACGUCCGCCCCUCCUUCGCGCAACGCCGACAACGACCCCUUCGCCAACAUCUCGCCCGACAUGAACGUCCCCUAUCCGACCAAUGGCGCAGCGCCUCGACCUGACCAGCUCGACCCGACGCGCGGCUUUCACCCGCUCAUCUCGAUCUACUACCUCGUCAAGGAGAAGAUUGAGCGGGAACGGAUCUACGGUCCCGGCGUGUUUGCCUCGUCCACGCUUUCGCUCACCGGUCCUCCGCCUCCGCCUGCACCCGCUCAGGCGUACCAGACAGGCGCCAAUAUCGUCGCUCCUCCAGUCAACGUCGACGUCCGCCCGACCAUGCCGACUCCGCCUGUACCCCUUACGCCGCAGCCUCGCCAGCGUGCGACUGGCGAAGAGUUCGGCGCUAUUCCUGCGACGGCUCCGCCUCGAGCAAACGACUUCGGCUCGACCUCCUCGAACAAGCGCACGAGCUACUUCGGCACCUCGCCUACGCCCGGCUCGCCGGCCAUGUCAUCCUUCCGCCCGCAAGCCGAGUACGAGGCGCCGAGCUCGCCCACGCCUCGCGAGCGCAAGUCGUCGAACCGCAUGAGCAUGAUGCUUGGCUCGUCUGCUGCCGACCGCGAGCGGGAACGGCUGGCAGAGCAGCAGGCUGCUAUCGCGGCGGCGGGCGAUGAUGUACCGCUCGCAAGCGUGGCGAGCCCAUCCAGUCCUGGCGGCUUCGCUCGCAGGUUCAGCUCGCUCCUCGGCAGGUCCUCGCCCGAAAGCGGGUACAAGGGUCACCGACAGCGUGCCAGUAUCGCUACUUCCGGCCACAAGUCGACGACGAAGACGGCUGCAUCGCCGCUUCCACAAGUUUCGGAAGGUGGAUCGCCUUCUUCGACCCUCCGACCGCCUGCGACGCCGACACCAGGCCGUCUGCCCUCCUCCGGCUCAGACGUUCCUCUCGCCAGUCCGCCUGAUGGCAAGCCCGUCGUUCGCGCCAGCACAGUCGGCGAGAUCUCGCCAAGCCGGCAUCAGCGCGGCGCUUCCAUCGCGGCAGCUGCGUCGCCUCUUUCGCAGUCGGUCGCGACGGGCGAUGCAGCGACUAUCGGACGAGCAGGCGGUGCGUUCCUCGAGCGACAACGACAAGCCUCGCUCGGAGCCAAGCCGCCGCGACCGAAGACGUCGAACGACAUUGCCGGGAUGUUCAGUGAGGUCGAGGAGGAAGAGCUGGCGGAUCAUGCGGAGGCGCAGGCUGGUGCGGGACCAUCACCCGAGUCGCCGAGCAACGCACGGCCGCAUGUCGGCUUCAUCGGCAGGACCUCGUCGGGCUCGUCGGGCAAGGACGCCGAGAAGAGCGAGAGCGCCAAGCCGGUUUGGCUCAAGGGCCUCUUCUCCGUCAGCACGACCUCGACCAAGCCCAUCGUAACGCUCCGAGCCGACCUCGUCAAGGUCCUCGACCGACUCGGCGUUCAGCACCGCGACGUCAAGAACGGUUUCGAGUGCGCGCAUGUCCCGUCAAUCGUCCUCGGCGCCUCGACUGGCGCGACGGGCAGCGCGUCGAUAUCGCCCGGAGCGAAGGACAAGGGCGUACGCGAGACGCUCAAGCGCCGCGCGAGCAAGUUGUUGCUGUCGCACAAGGACGGCGAGAAGCAGCCUUCGUCGCCGGGCGGCGCAGGAGAGGACUCGCAAACGUCUCUGCCGAUGUCGUCGCUUGACCCGCGCGGUGAUCGCGCUUCGUCGUCGUCUUUCCACACGCCGCUGUCGCACAGCGUCCAAGGCGACUCCAGCUCGCGACCUGGAACGGCCGGCACCAUCCAGCCGUCGACUCAGCCGCCCACAGCGUCUCGCUUCGAUCCACCGGCCUCGACGAGCACGAGCCAGAACAAGAGCGACAUGAUUGUCCGCUUCGAGAUCUUCCUCGUCAAGAUGCCGCUUUUGCCGGGCAUUCACGGCUUGCAGUUCCGCCGCAUUGGAGGAGACGCCUGGCAGUACCAGAUGCUCGCCCGCCGAGUCCUUCAAGAGAUGAAGCUCUAG
Messenger RNA from Rhodotorula toruloides NP11, 4665 nucleotides. RefSeq names its product serine/threonine protein kinase. Gene Ontology annotation, cellular component: cytoplasm. The transcript is spliced from 6 exons. Gene Ontology annotation, molecular function: ATP binding; tau-protein kinase activity; protein serine/threonine kinase activity. Gene Ontology annotation, biological process: intracellular signal transduction; microtubule cytoskeleton organization; protein phosphorylation. The coding region runs from base 1 to 4665 and encodes 1554 amino acids. Lineage: Eukaryota; Fungi; Basidiomycota; Microbotryomycetes; Sporidiobolales; Sporidiobolaceae. The record is from RefSeq and is a predicted model, not a curated record.